GCUCGCACUGCGCCCUACGUGGGUCCAUAGCAAUGGUGUCACCACCGUAUCUGGGGCUCGUGUCUACGGGGAAGGGCUGGGCAAGAGGUCCGAGAGGUGGUCAGAAGAGACAGUCUCACUCUGUUGCCCAGACUGGUCUUGAACUGCUGACCUCAAGUGAUCCUUCUGCCUCAACUUCCCAAAAUGCUGGGAUUCACAUGUGAGCCACCAUACCUGGCUGAAUUGUACAGUUUAAAAUAAUGAAUUGUGAUAUGUUAAUUACAUCAAUAAAAAAGGCUGUGUCCAGGAACAGCCAUAGACCACAUAGCCAGGCUACCCAGCGUGUGGGCCCAGCAGCCAGGCUGGAACUCUAUCUCCACUUAGCAGCUGAGUGGCUGGCAGGAAGUUACUCAGCCUCUCGGUCAACCUGCCCCAUCUCCAUCUCCUAUGAGAUGAGUGACUCCCAAGACCCCACCACUUCCCCUGUAGUUACCACCCAGGUAGACCUGGGGGGCUGCAGCUGGCAAGGUGGGGGCAAUGGGUUCCUCCGUUUUCACCAGCACCAGGAGGUCCAGGCCUUCCUCAGCCUUCUGGAGGACAGUUUUGUCCAGGAAUUCCUCUCCAAAGACCCCUGCUUCCAGAUUUCAGAUAAGUAUCUCCUGGCCAUGGUGCUGGUCUACUUCCAGCGCGCCCACCUGAAGCUCAGCGAGUACACCCACAGCAGCCUGUUCUUGGCCCUGUACCUUGCAAACGACAUGGAGGAGGACCUGGAGGGGCCCAAAUGUGAGAUUUUUCCGUGGGCCCUGGGAAAAGAUUGGUGUUUACAAGUGGGGAAAUUCCUGCACCAGAGGGAUAAGCUUUGGGCACGGAUGGAUUUCCGGGCUGUUGUGAGCCGCCAGUGCUGUGAGGAGGUCAUGGCAAAGGAGCCAUUCCACUGGGCUUGGACUCGGGACCGGCGCCCCCACCAUGGUGGGGUUCAGAGGGUCUGUCCACAGGUCCCUGUUCGCCUUCCCCGGGGUCCUGGCCUCUCACCGCCCCACUGUUCCCGCUGUGGCUUGCCCCAGCACUGCAGCCGCCACCAGCUUAAGCCUGUGUCAUCCAAGUGCCCUUCUCUGACCUCGGAGUGUCAUCGCCCUCCUUCCCAAAAUUCUCUCUCAAGGGUCAAAAACGCCUGGGGUGGGGACUUUCUCAUCGUCUUGCCCCCCGAGAUGCAACUGGAACCAGGCACCUACUCCCUCCGCAUCUUCCCAAAGCCUCCGGCACGCCCUGGGCACUGAAGCUCUGCAGGGUGAAGAACAGCACGCCUGUUGGCCCACUGACUGACACACCAUUGGCUGUGCUCCCACCCCUGCCCCUUCCUCCCAGCCUGCAGCUUGUGCCCACUCUAGUCCUGGUCCCCUCUAAUAAAUUCAUGUCCACAGGACACCAACUGUG
Molecule: messenger RNA, 1413 nt
Organism: Rhinopithecus roxellana (golden snub-nosed monkey)
Lineage: Eukaryota; Metazoa; Chordata; Mammalia; Primates; Cercopithecidae
Gene: SPDYC
Product: speedy/RINGO cell cycle regulator family member C
Exons: 9
Coding region: 240-1256 (338 amino acids)
Biological process (GO): positive regulation of cyclin-dependent protein serine/threonine kinase activity
Molecular function (GO): protein kinase binding
Source: RefSeq, a predicted model, not a curated record